Messenger RNA from Clupea harengus (Atlantic herring), 1242 nucleotides. RefSeq names its product chloride channel protein 2-like (gene clcn2b). Lineage: Eukaryota; Metazoa; Chordata; Actinopteri; Clupeiformes; Clupeidae. The coding region runs from base 68 to 916 and encodes 282 amino acids. The transcript is spliced from 9 exons. Gene Ontology annotation, molecular function: voltage-gated chloride channel activity. Gene Ontology annotation, biological process: chloride transport; transmembrane transport. The record is from RefSeq and is a predicted model, not a curated record. Gene Ontology annotation, cellular component: plasma membrane.
AGACCUGCACGACGUGCUGCUCAGCGGGCACCUGAAAACACUCGCACUCGUGGAGUCUGCAGAGUCCAUGAUCCUGCUGGGGUCCAUUGAGCGUGCCCAACUCCAGGUCCUCCUGGCACAGCAGCUGGGGCGGCAGCAGCGGCUGGACUACGUGCACCAACGCAGCCAGGCCGAGAAGAAGCGCCUGUCCGAGAUCAGUGAGGACGGGGUGCAGAAGGUCAGCCAGGAGGUCCGCUUCCAGAUCUCCACUGAGGAGUCCUCCUACAGUCCUCCCCGUUCUGUGAGCCCCAAGCCUCUGAAGCCGGCACUGAAGAGAUCAUCUGUAGUGGACCGCAGCACUGAGAUCCCCAUCAGUCCUCAGGAUUCUGGCACUGCCCUGAAGAACCUCUUCUGUGCCUACCCAGAUACAGAGGGACUGGAGAACAAUAACGUGGAGAGUUCAGUGACCCCUGAACUCAAGCGACCCAAACGUGUCAGGAUCUCUGUCGUGGAUGACCCAUAUGUGGAGGACGACAUGACCAUCAGAGAGAUUGCUGAGUGGGAGGAGCAACAGCUUGAUGAACAAAUCAACUUUGACAACUGCAAGAUAGACCCCGCCCCCUUCCAGCUAGUAGAGCGCACCUCACUGCACAAGACACACACCAUCUUCUCUCUGCUGGGGUUGGAUCACGCCUAUGUCACCAGCAUCGGACGCCUCAUCGGGGUCGUCUCACUCAAAGAGUUACGGAAGGCCAUCGAGGGUUCCGUCACGGUGAAAGGGGUGAAGGUCCGCCCCCCCCUCGCUAGUUUCCGUGACAGCGGCACCAGCAGCAGUGAAACCGAGGCGACGGAACUCCACAAGCUCUGGGACCGACACACCAGCAUGAGUCUGCCCAGAGAACACCAGGGUUCCGACUCAGACGACAAGUCUCAAUAACACACACACACACACACACACACACACACUCACACUCACACACACACACACGCCAGCAUGAGUCUGCCCAGAGAACACCAGGGUUCCGAUUCAGACGACAAGUCUCAAUAACACACACACACACACACACACACUCACACACACACACACACUCACACACACACACACACACACACACACACACACACACACACAUAUGCUGCACACUCACUCAGAAAGGGACCUGUCUGAUCCAUACCCACCAAUUAUUGACCAAUCACAAUCCCUCCCUCAGCACUGACUAACCAAUCACAAUCACCUCAUACUGACUGACCAAUCACAAACAU